Messenger RNA from Malania oleifera, 874 nucleotides. RefSeq lists its product as uncharacterized. The record is from RefSeq and is a predicted model, not a curated record. Bases 9 to 737 code for a protein of 242 amino acids. Gene Ontology annotation, cellular component: plasma membrane. NCBI's taxonomy places the organism in Eukaryota, Viridiplantae, Streptophyta, Magnoliopsida, Santalales, Ximeniaceae. The transcript has a single exon. Gene Ontology annotation, molecular function: kinase inhibitor activity.
GAACUCCCAUGGAGAGCAACGGUCGCCGGCGAAAGAACACCUCCGGCGACGUGUUCUCUUUUCCGAGCAUGUCGGCACGAGACCAACAAAACUUCGAGUUCGAGUUCGGGUGGGCCACGCCGGCUGGGUCGCCGUCCUACGACCCGGCCAAGGACUCGCCGGCUGACCACCUAUUCUACAACGGCCGGCUGCUGCCACACGCGUUCCCGGCGACUAACGUCGCAAGCGAGUAUCUCCGAGCAGCGAGCCGGGCCAGCAGCGCGAGCAGCAGGGAUUCGCUGACGUGGUCGAGGAGCAACAGCGGCAGUAACAGCAGAAGCAGCAGCUCAUGCAGCAGCGCGAGGACGAGCUCCAGCGAUAAUUCCGACCGGAAAGUGUGGAGUGCUCAGAGAAAACUCUCCGGAAAAACACCCAUCACCAGAGAUAGAUAUCUGCAGGCGAUAAAUAACGGUAAGCCUGUUUUGGUUCAGGCGUAUGGGCCUUAUCAGAAAUGGCAGUUCAUUGCGCCAGCGCCAGUGCUGAAGCCGGAGGUUUCUCGUCGGAAGAACAAAUCUGUGCAGGUUUCGCCGGAGGAGCUGAGACCGAAGAAGCAACCCGAGAAGAAGAAGAAGAAGAAGAAGAGCGGUGGUAAUGGGUGGAGCUUAGGGUUUGGCCGGAAGUUUUUGCAGUCCUUCGUUUCAGCCUGCAGAGAGUGUCACUCCAUGGAACCCUCCAUAAAAGUGAAGAUCAUACAGUAAUUAAUUAAUCAAUGAUCGAUCUAAGGAAGAUGUUGAUCAUCAUUAACGUAUACGUAGAACUUUUUUUCCUUUUUGAGUUAUAUUUGAUUUUGGGCAUGGAUGGUUUGGUUAGCAUAUUCAUAAUUGGAAUAAUUUUU